Messenger RNA from Funneliformis geosporum, 2076 nucleotides. The record is from the annotation of a GenBank genome assembly. Lineage: Eukaryota; Fungi; Glomeromycota; Glomeromycetes; Glomerales; Glomeraceae.
AUGGUGCUUAAUAGAAUCGGAUCCGGUGUAUUUACAGAAUUAAUUCGUGCUUUUAAUGUACACGGGACUCAAGUCGAAGAAGUUUGGAGCCUAGACGAGCAAGCAUUAGAAGAUCUAAAACCAAUUUAUGGUUUGAUUUUUCUUUUUAAGUGGCAAGGCGGUAAUGACAGUUCUAGGUUACAUCCAGACGCGGAUCUAAGUAUCGAUGAGAAUGUAUACUUCGCAAAACAAGUUAUCCAUAAUGCAUGUGCUACUCAAGCAAUUUUAUCUAUUUUAUUGAAUUGUCCUAUGAUUAAUUUAGGAGCUGAUUUAGAAUCAUUUAAAGAUUUCACUAAAGACUUUGAUCCGGAUAACAAAGGAUUAGCGAUGUCCAAUAGCGAGCUUAUUCGCGGUGUUCAUAAUAGUUUUGCUCGUUCUGAUCCGUUCAUGAUGGAUUCAUCCGGUUCAUCCUCUUCUGAGAAGGAAGAUAUUUUUCAUUUUAUCUCAUAUGUUCCUAUUCAAGGAGCUUUAUACGAGUUAGAUGGGUUAAGUGCUGGCCCAGUUAAUUUGGGUCCAUGUACAGAAGAUAAUUGGCUUGAAAAGGUUCGCCCCGUUAUAGAAGAAAGGAUGGCGCGUUAUACAUCCUCGGAAAUUCGAUUUAAUUUGUUAGCACUCAUUAAAAAUCGCGACGAAGUGUAUCGAACCCGAAUUGAUGAAAUUGAAGGACGACUCCGUCAUGCAAAUGAUACCAAUUCUCUGGAAUUUAUGCAAUUAGAAAGGGAUGAUUUAUUACGCAAAAUUGAAUUUGAAAAAAUUAAAUUUAAAAAAUAUGAGGCAAUACCUUCUCUUUAUAGACAUGAAAUAGGGUUAUUACCAUAUCAAAGUACACAACCGAAUGAUGAGUUUUAUCCAUUUCUUUUCAUUGAGUCAAAUCUCGGAAUACCUUUAGAAUAUGUCGAUAAAAUAUAUAAAUAUGCUCAUGACAUAUUUAUGAAUGCUCGAGGUGAUAUUGCUGAGACCAAAGAUACCGUUAAUUUAUUAAAAGAGUCAACCAGAUGUAUGUUGCUUAUAAAUGCUGAUUGUUAUUCUGCUCUUAAUACGAGGUAUAUUUCAAGGGACUUGUUACUUCUGUUUCAUUCUUUCACUUGUAAUCACCUUGAUCCAAUAAAUGAAUUGAAAUUUAUAGAUUUAUUAUUCACUUUUCCUAAACAUACUAAACAUUCAACGAUUUGGUUUCACAGAAAAUGGUUAGUUUUAAUGAUUCAUCAACAAUUUUCUUUUGAUGAUCAUAUCUCAUCAUGGCAACAUGAGAUCUUUAUAUCUCGUCGUGUGGCAGAAUUAUAUCCAAAAAAUUAUUACGCUUGGACGUAUAGGCACUGGAUUUUACAAAAUAUAUCAAACAACUCGUUACAAUCUAAAUCAUUUUUUGAUGAAGAAUUAAAAAUUAUGAAAAGUUGGGUACAAAAAAAUAUAUCUGAUUAUUCCGGAUUUCAACAUUUACAAAGGUGUUUAAUUAGGUUAAGCAAAUAUUAUGAUAAUUCUUUUGGUGAUCUUCAUGGUAUAUCAAGGAAAGAUAUAUUGGAAAGGGUUAAUCUUCAGUUACAGAAUCAAGGUUUAAAGAAUAAUAAUAAUUUAGUUGUAAUUCUUUGGUAUAGGGAAAUCCAAUUUACAAAAGAUCUUAUUUUAAGAUACCCUGGUCAUGAAUCAUUAUGGUACCAUUUAAGAUUUUUAUCAUUUGGUUGGAUCUGGUUGAAAUUAUCAGGAUAUUUGAAUAAUUCAAUAAAAAUUAAGUGUGUUGAUGAUAAGGAAACAAUAGAUCAACAAAAUUACAAUCCUAUUGUAAAAGAAUGGCCAGAUUUAGAAAAAGAGUUGGAGUUCUCGCGUCAUUGUAUUCGUCAAGUUGAUUUAAUAAUAAAUCAAGAUGAUAAUGAAAGGCUUGAAUUAAUGGUUAUUCAAAAACAAAAUGCGUUGGCUUUUGAAUUAUGGAUUUCCGAAUUGAACGGCAGGACAAGAAAUGAUAUUGAUGUUAAAGAAUUGAUUGUAAAAUUGGCCAACAUUUCUAUCAAUUCAAAUUAUUAUAUUGUACAAAACAAAUGA